Molecule: messenger RNA, 1723 nt
Organism: Prosopis cineraria
Lineage: Eukaryota; Viridiplantae; Streptophyta; Magnoliopsida; Fabales; Fabaceae
Product: protein CHUP1, chloroplastic-like
Exons: 4
Coding region: 327-1424 (365 amino acids)
Biological process (GO): chloroplast organization
Cellular component (GO): chloroplast outer membrane
Source: RefSeq, a predicted model, not a curated record
ACAUGAGGAAUCCAUGGAAGAAAAGAAAGCCGGGUGGGUAAAGUCAAUUUGAGAAAAAGCAAAAGCUGGUUCAUCCAGAAAGGAAUUAGAUUCCAAGGACCUUCCACGAGCAAUGAUGUUAGCUUGGAACGCCCCUGUCCCUGUCUUUUGAAGCAGUCAAAAUCAUGCACGUCACUGUUCUGAACCAACCAACUUCAUUGAUUUGUCUUCAACCAUCCAUCCUCGUCAACUAUUGAUCAAUCUUCUGAUUCUUGCAGUAUUUCUAAUCGGCUCUUCAGCAUAACCCCAAAUUACUGCAACAUCAAAAACACACCUCCAUCUCCUGCAUGGACAACACUUCCUCCAAAAACAGAGCUCCUAACUCCAUUAAUCCUCAAAGCUGGUGUUUCUUUGGCUGCUUUAUCUUUGGCUGCCUGGAUCAUUGCCAAGAAAAACUACACACAGCCUCUUCAAACAGACACGAGGGGGUCGAUUCACCUGAAACCAAUGAUGCUCAGCAGGGAGUCAAACCUGAAGAAAGCUCUCAUGGUCUCCCUUCCAAGGAAGAUGAAGAACAUGACUCGGCAUCCCGCGAAAAUAAUCCGAAUUUACAACAGGAGAUUAGCGAGCUGAGAAGCCAGAUUGAAGGUUUGCAAAAGAAAGAAUCGGAUUUGCGUUUGCAGUUCGAUCGGUAUUGUGAUAUGAAGGAGCAGGAAUCUCUGCUGAUGCAAAUCAUAAAUCUUUUGUCGCUGGAGGCUGCUCGCGUUGAAUUACUGCAGAAGGAGAUUUCGUUCAGGGAGGCAGAGAAUGGUAAGUUGGAGGGGUUCCUGCUCCAAUGUAUGAGAAUUAUUGAGCAGCUCGACUGUUGGAAAUCUCAAAACAGGUUGCUUCGUGGGAGCCUUAAGAAACUGCAGAGAAAAUCAAAGGCACAGUCUCGCCUGACGAAUAAGCAAGCUCUGAAGAUUGAAGCCCAAGAAGCUGAGAUUUUGGAAAACCGUGACGCCUUGCAAACGGGGAUUGAUGUUAUGGAUCAAAUAAAAAACGAAGUCAGAGACCUACAUAGCGUCUUGGAACAAUUGCAGAACGAGAAGAAUGAACUUCUGAAGAAGCUUGACGAGGCAGAAAAAUCGUACGCAUCAAAGGUUGAAGCACUAGAUGCAAGCAAGGAAGAGUGUAAGCAGCUUGUAAAGGAAAUGGAGGAGAUGAAGAAGGAUCGAGAAGACGAAGUGAAAGAACUGAUUCACCUGCGUUGGAUCAACGCUUGCCUAAAGCACGAGCUGGAGAGGCAACAAGAUGAACAGAAGAAUGAGAGCGAUGGGGCUUGUUUCAUACAGAACAAGUUGGCGAGAAGGCUGAGGAGAUGGGUGGAAGGCAGUGAGAAGGCGAGAGUGAGCCCAGUGGAGAAAGACGGCCAUGAAAGCCAUACUCAUUCAUAUAAAGCAUAAAAAACUCCGGUUCCUGCACGAACAAGAGGAAACUUGAGUUUGGGAUCAUAAACAUGUCUUGUUCGUGAAAUAUCAGUAAUACAAUCUUCCGACUGAGACGCCAAAUUUUGUGAUUUCUAUAUGCUUCAAAAUUGUGGAUGGAAGGAAAGGAACGUUAUCCUCUAUUCCUUCUCUGGUUCGCUCCCAAACCCAAGGGGAAAAAAAAAAAAAACAAAAGAUUCUGAUCUCUUAACUGCCAACUAACCCCAUGGAACUCUCCCUAUUCAGUCUGCAGUGCCGUCACACGAUCCUCCAUUCCC